This is a messenger RNA of Symphalangus syndactylus (siamang), 2787 nucleotides long. RefSeq names its product ectonucleoside triphosphate diphosphohydrolase 2 (gene ENTPD2). Gene Ontology annotation, cellular component: plasma membrane. NCBI's taxonomy places the organism in Eukaryota, Metazoa, Chordata, Mammalia, Primates, Hylobatidae. Gene Ontology annotation, molecular function: GDP phosphatase activity; ribonucleoside triphosphate phosphatase activity; UDP phosphatase activity. Gene Ontology annotation, biological process: nucleoside diphosphate catabolic process. The record is from RefSeq and is a predicted model, not a curated record.
CCUGCCCCGUGGGGCUGCCCUUUGCGCCCCAGCAGCCUGCACUCCCUGGUGGCCUUGCCUCGUGGCUCCCUGACGCUGUGUGGCUGGAAUUAUUGGGACAAGAACUCCCACUUCGCAGCAGGCGCGAAGGGGGUGGCCCCUGGCCGGGCUGGGAUGCGGGGCCUGUGAGGCGUCAGAGCCGAAAGGCCAGCCAUGUCGUGGGACGGAAGGGCAGGGCUUGAGUCUGGGGCCAGCUGCGCUUCGCCUGCCCCAGCCGUCCCCAGAAGCCUGUUGCUGACCCGCACCCCAAGCCUGGCCUGGGGACCCUCUUCCUUGCCUUUCAGGCCACGUAGAGGCCCCACCUGUUCCCGUCCGGGGGAACCCUCCUCUGGCCUCCGCAGCCCAAGCCUCUGUGCCCUUCAGGGCGAGGGGGCAGCCGGCGCGGCCGAGGCCCUGGGCUGGGAGGCAGGGACCUUUGGCCCGGUCUGUGCCGCUUCUCUUGUUUCUCGGCUCGGUGUGACCUGGGCCGUCCCUGCCCUUCCCCGCCCCUGCGUCCUCACCUUCACCUCAGUACAGGGCCAGGUGCUGGCCCUCCGCUUCCCCCUGAGUCCCCAGCCCGGGCCCCGCGUGGCUCCGCAGCCGACAGUGCCUCAUUCCUGCAAGCGAGUCUGGCCUCCUUUCCCGGGCCCGGGAAAAGCGCGGCUCUCCAGCACAGGACCCUCUGAGCCGGCCUCGCCCGCCCACCUCCACGCCAGGUCUCCUGCCUCCACGGCCGGGGGAUCCCCUUGCUGAGUGGUACGGCAUCGUCCUGGACGCUGGCUCUUCACACACGUCCAUGUUUAUCUACAAGUGGCCGGCAGACAAGGAGAACGACACAGGCAUUGUGGGCCAGCACAGCUCCUGUGACAUUCCAGGUGGGGGUAUCUCCAGCUACGCAGACAACCCUUCUGGGGCCGGCCAGAGUCUUGUUGGAUGCCUUGAACAGGCGCUUCGGGAUGUGCCCAAAGACAGACACGCGGGCACGCCCCUCUACCUGGGAGCCACAGCGGGUAUGCGCCUGCUCAACCUGACCAAUCCAGAGGCCUCGACCAGUGUGCUCACGGCAGUGACACGCACACUGACCCAGUACCCCUUUGACUUCCGGGGUGCACGCAUCCUCUCGGGCCAGGAAGAGGGGGUAUUUGGCUGGGUGACUGCCAACUACCUGCUGGAGAACUUCAUCAAGUACGGCUGGGUGGGCCGGUGGUUCCGGCCAUGGAAGGGGACGCUGGGGGCCAUGGACCUGGGGGGUGCCUCCACCCAGAUCACCUUUGAGACGACCAGUCCAGCUGAGGACAGAGCCAGCGAGGUCCAGCUGCGUCUCUACGGCCAGCAAUACCGAGUCUACACCCACAGCUUCCUCUGCUAUGGCCGUGACCAGGUCCUCCAGAGGCUGCUGGCCAGCGCCCUCCAGACCCACGGCUUCCACCCCUGCUGGCCGAGGGGCUUUUCCACCCAAGUGCUGCUCGGGGAUGUGUACCAGUCACCAUGCACCGUGGCCCAGCGGCCCCAGACCUUCAACAGCAGUGCCAGGGUCAGCCUGUCGGGAAGCAGUGACCCCCACCUCUGCCGAGAUCUGGUUUCUGGGCUCUUCAGCUUCUCCUCCUGCCCCUUCUCCCGAUGCUCUUUCAAUGGGGUCUUCCAGCCCCCGGUGGCUGGGAACUUUGUCGUGAGUAGGGGCAGGUGGGUGGCUGGGAACUUUGUCGUGGGUAGGGGCAGGCGGGUGGCUGGGAACUUUGUCGCCUUCUCUGCCUUCUUCUACACGGUGGACUUCCUGCGGACUUUGAUGGGGCUGCCCGUGGCCACCCUGCAGCAGCUGGAGGCAGCGGCGGUGAAUGUCUGCAACCAGACCUGGGCGCAGCUGCAAGCUCGGGUGCCAGGGCAACGAGCCCGCCUGGCCGACUACUGCGCCGGGGCCAUGUUCGUGCAGCAGCUGCUGAGUCGCGGCUACGGCUUCGACGAGCGCGCCUUCCGCGGCGUAAUCUUCCAGAAGAAGGCCGGGGACACUGCAGUGGGCUGGGCGCUCGGCUACAUGCUGAACCUGACCAACCUGAUCCCCGCCGACCCGCCGGGGCUGCGCAAGGGCACAGACUUCAGCUCCUGGGUCGUCCUCCUGCUGCUCUUCGCCUCCGCGCUCCUGGCUGCGCUUGUCCUGCUGCUGCGUCAGGUGCACUCCGCCAAGCUGCCGAGCACCAUUUAGGGGCCGGCGGGGGCAGCUGCCCCAUCCCUUCCCCCACCCCUGUAUCCCCACCCCGUACUCCCACCCCUCCUCCAACCCCUGUACCCCCCACCCCUGUAUCCCCACCCCUCCACCCACCCUCACCCCUCUCCCACCCCUGUACCUACCUCUCUCCCCACCCCUGUAUCCUGCAUUCCUCCACCCGCCCUCCAUCCACCACCCCUCCACCCCACCACUGUAUUCUCCAUCCUUCCACCCCACCCUCAGCGUCUCUGCCCCUAAGGCAGCCCAGGAAAUGGGAACUGAGACUCUGGUACCCACAGGGGCCUGGGUGGGCAAAGAGCGCUCAAUCCAGCUCCUUGAACCCCUCCAGCCCGCUUCAGCCUGGGCAUCACUGCAGGCCCCGUGCUCCUUCUCCUCCUCCUCAGGGCUGGGUCUCCAGAGAGUGGGGCCUUGGUUCUGAGAAUCAGCCCUUAGAGGUUCCUUCUGUGGAGUCUGGGUCUGUACUGGGGAGGGUCACAGCCCACGGGCUGGCAGCCAGCCCAGCACCUACUUGUAAAAAUUUUGUAAUAAAAAGUUUUUCCUAUAGA